AUGAGUGCACAUGGGAGUGAACAAGCAGGCCUGCCGUAUACACCACAAAGCACACAGUACAAUCUAUUCACUGAAAGAUUCCUUAGUGAGAAGGGACUUAAUAGGCACCACAUAGAAUCAUUUAACCAUUUUGUAGAACGAGAAAUAAAAACCGUUCUGCGCACAAAUAAUUUCAUAGAUUCAGAUGUAGACUCUGCAUUUUACAUGAAAUACACAGAUAUCAGGGUAGAGCCACCUUCAGUAGAAGAGAACAUGGUAAAAAGAUACAUUACCCCAGAGGAAUGCAGGAUCAGAAAUAUGACAUAUUCCGGGGACAUAGUAGUAGACGUAGAAUACACCAGAGGGAAAGACAUAAUUUCAUCAAGAAAUGUGGUUGUAGGGAAAAUGCCAAUUAUGCUGGGUAGUAGAUUAUCCUUGCAGCAGAAAGAUUUCAUGGAGAGUAACAUAGGAGUAAUAAGCAGUAAUAUAAGACAAAUUAAUAACCCGAAGUACACAAGACCAAAGAAUGAAUGUCCAUACGAUAUUGGUGGGUACUUUAUAUGCAAGGGCGUAGAGAGAGUGCUUUUAAUGCAGGAGCAAUUAGCAAAGAACAGAAUCUUAAUUGAAAAUGACUUCAGAGGGGAUCUGUGCGCUGUAGUCACAAGUUCUUCAUUGGAGAGAAAAAGUAAGACAAAAGUAGUCAUGAAGAAGAAGCUAUUAUAUCUAGCACAUAACUCACUGACUGAAGAUGUACCCUUGAAUAUAGUCAUGAAGGGCAUGGGUAUCACAACAGACCUAGAGAUAGAUAUUCUUAUUGGCCAGCCUACCCCAAGCAUAGUACACAUAAGGACAGAACUAGAAGCACUUGCAUGGAUUGGCAGCAGAAUAAAGACAAGGGCAGGUGGAAUUGAAGAAGCACGCUUAUUCCUUUGUGAUAUAAUCCUGGCACACAUCCCAGGGAUAGGCACAGAUAUGAGAAGAAAAGCAGAAUAUUUGUCAGUUAUGGCAAGAAUGCUCAUAGACACAGCAGAUGGAAAUGUAGAUUCAUUACAGAAUGAUAAGGACUUUGUAGGAAAUAAAAGGAUAGAACUCACAGGGCAAAUGCUUUCCUUGCUCUUUGAAGAUCUUCUGAAGAGGCUUAACACAGAAAUUAAAAAAGCACUUGACAGAGUACUCUGCAAAAGAGCCAGAGCACAGGAGAUGGAUGCCCUGCACUUCCUGGUGAUGAAUAGGGGUCUAAUUACAACAGGCUUAUUAAGGGCUAUUUCCACUGGAUCAUGGUCUCUUAAGAGAUUUCGCAUGGAAAGGGCAGGAAUCACACAGGUUCUCACUAGACUCAGUAGACUCUCAGCAAUUGGAAUGUGCUCCAGAGUCUCCUCUCAGUUUGAGAAAACAAGAAAGGUCUCUGGGCCACGUGCCCUGCACUGCUCGCAGUGGGGUGUCUUCUGUCCUGCUGAUACACCAGAGGGAGAAGCCUGUGGUCUUGUAAAGAGUCUUGCCAUGCUCACUGAAAUAACCCCAAAUGAAGACGAAAGUGGAGUUAUUUCUGCCCUGUCCUUCUUGGGGGUUGAAGAUAUCUCGGCUAUCUCACCUGGUGACUUAGAGGGUGCAAGCAAGUGCUGGGUAAACGGAGUCAUAAUCGGAACAUGCAGUGACCCAGAGAGAAUGGCACGAGAACUCAGAAAUGUCAGAAGAAGUGGCAGAAUACCCAGCACAGUAGGAGUGUGGGUGAAUAAAGACCUUUAUAUCUCAACGGAAACAGGCAGACUCACUCGUCCCCUAAUUAUCGUAGAGAACAGCCUCCCUAGGCUCACAAGAAAUCACAUACGCCUGCUAAGGGAAGGGUACAAGACAGUGAAUGACCUGUUGAAUGAAGGACUAAUUGAAUAUAUAGACCAGAAUGAAGCAAAGAACUCGCUGAUUGCCGUAUGGAGCACAGAGAUAACAGAUAAAACCACACACUUGGAGAUAGAUCCAGCUGCCAUCCUGGGGUACGUUGCAGGCGUAAUACCGUAUCCACAUCAUAAUCAGUCACCAAGAAAUACGUAUCAGUGCGCCAUGGGGAAGCAAGGUGUAGGGGUCACAGGCGUAGACCAAAGAAGAAGAAUGGACGGAGCAAACUUCUUCAUGGUCAACCCGCAGAGACCACUUGCUGCCACACGAGGCAUGGAAAUCAUCAAGUACAACGACCUGCCGGCAGGACAGAACCUGACAAUUGCUGUGAUGAGUAUGUCAGGGUACGACAUUGAAGACGCACUGGUCCUGAAUAAGGCAUCGAUUGACAGGGGAAUUGGAAGGGCCCUUUUAUUUAAGACGCACGCCCUCUCUUUGCGCACGUACCCAGGGGGAUCUGCUGACACAAUCGUAGGGGAGGGAAUUCCACCCCCUGGGAUGAAGGUCCAGGAAGGGACUACGUUCAUUGACAGAAGGACACCCAUGGGUAGCAAGGCAGGCGCAGUGUACAGGGGCCUGGAUGGUGCAUCCGUUGAUAAAACGGCAAUUAUGCGGACAGGAGAUGACUUAAUUACAAUUAAAACUGUCUUGAAGGAGCACAGAAUUCCCAGGAUUGGGGACAAGUUCAGCAGUAGGCACGGACAGAAGGGAGUAGUUGGUCUAAUCCUACCACAGGAAGAUAUGCCCUUUAAUGAGCUAGGGAUGUCCCCUGACUUAGUCAUGAAUCCUCACGGAUUUCCAUCCAGAAUGACAGUCGGUAAAAUCCUGGAGCUAGUCACUGGGAAGUGCAUCUCAAAUGGAUCAAAGAAAUUAACGCAAUAUGCAGCCACGGCCUUUGGGGGAGUUACAGCGCAGUCAAUUGCUGAUGAACUUGUCUCCUUAGGGUACAGUGAGACAGGGAAGGAGACCUUGGUCUGCGGUACAUCUGGGGAGCAGAUUCCCGUGCGAAUAUUUUUCGGCCCUGUCUUCUACCAGAGACUGAAGCACAUGGUGACAGACAAGAUGCACGCCAGGGCACGAGGACCCAGGGCAGUUCUGACUAGGCAGCCAACAGAAGGAAGGUGCAGGGAUGGUGGAUUUAGGCUUGGGGAAAUGGAGAGGGACUGUCUUAUUGGGUACGGGGCCUCUGAGAUUCUUAUUGAAAGACUUGUCAUCUCCUCAGAUAAAUUUAUGGCGCAUGUGUGCAGUGAGUGUAAAUUAAUUAUCAGCCCGAAUGGGUGCCCUGGCUGUAGUGCUGCAGUAGUGCAGAAGAUACAGAUGCCAUACGCGUGCAAGCUGCUUUUCCAAGAACUAAUCGCAAUGAAAAUAGCACCCAGAAUUAUCUUGAAGGAAUAA
Nematocida ausubeli is the source of this 3267-nucleotide messenger RNA. RefSeq lists its product as uncharacterized. Gene Ontology annotation, biological process: DNA-templated transcription. The transcript has a single exon. Bases 1 to 3267 code for a protein of 1088 amino acids. Gene Ontology annotation, cellular component: RNA polymerase III complex. The record is from RefSeq and is a predicted model, not a curated record. Lineage: Eukaryota; Fungi; Microsporidia. Gene Ontology annotation, molecular function: ribonucleoside binding; DNA-directed RNA polymerase activity; DNA binding.